AUGGCCCACAGACCUUUGAAGCUUGAGGGUCGCUUGUGGUUCAGACCUCGACCGAGUCUCUUCAAAGAAUUUACUCCAACAUCGACUGAAUUUACUCCAACAUCGACUGAAUUUACUCCAACAUCGACUGAGUUUACUCCAACAUCGACUGAGUUUACUCCAGCAUCGACUGAAUUUACUCCAACAUCGACUGAAUUUACUCCAACAUCGACUGAGUUUACUCCAGCAUCGACUGAAUUUACUCCAACAUCGACUGAGUUUACUCCAGCAUCGACUGACUUUAUCUACCCAAACAUAUGCUUGAGGGUCGCUUGUGGUUCAGACCUCGACCGAGUCUCUUCAAAGGCCUUUGCCAACUCGACUCCGGCUCAAAUUAAGGAAAUCGAAUUUACUCCAACAUCGACUGAAUUUACUCCAACAUCGACUGAAUUUACUCCAACAUCGACUGAGUUUACUCCAACAUCGACUGAGUUUACUCCAGCAUCGACUGAAUUUACUCCAACAUCGACUGAAUUUACUCCAACAUCGACUGAGUUUACUCCAGCAUCGACUGAAUUUACUCCAACAUCGACUGAGUUUACUCCAGCAUCGACUGACUUUAUCUACCCAAACAUAUGCAGAGGUCAACAGAGUGACUGCGACGGCGUGCCACCUGAAUCCUCUUGGGCCCAAGUUACACCGUCUACAGCGAAGCCAUCGCGUCCCUUCACCUCCUCCCGAUCUCCGAUGUUCAUCAACAGCAUCUUGUUCGGCAACAUGUGCUUGAACAGCCCUCGCCGUCGCCAUUUACUGCCUCCCAGCGCCCUCACGAGUCGCGACAGGAACAGUCCCUCCCAACAAUCGUCAAGCUCAUUAAUGAACAUCAUUGUUAAAUUUGAAUGA
Penaeus chinensis is the source of this 882-nucleotide messenger RNA. RefSeq names its product DNA-directed RNA polymerase II subunit RPB1-like. The record is from RefSeq and is a predicted model, not a curated record. The transcript has 5 exons. Bases 1 to 882 code for a protein of 293 amino acids. NCBI's taxonomy places the organism in Eukaryota, Metazoa, Arthropoda, Malacostraca, Decapoda, Penaeidae.